UCAGGUGACUUAUUAAAUAAGUUUUAGACCUGUAUAGGGUGUGUUUUGUAAAUAGUGUACAAUGGAGUGUAAUUGUGUAGCGUAUAUAGGACUUGCAAGUCUAACCUAUCUCAGUCUUCGUCUCUUAUGGGAUAUAUACUCUGGUGUCAAACUUUACUUUCUGAGCAAUUAUCCGGAUUUUCGUCAGUAUGGAGAAUGGUCAGUUGUCACUGGAGCUACUGAUGGUAUUGGAAAAGCAACUGCGAGGGUACUAGCUCAGCGAGGACAAAAAAUAGUUCUUAUUAGCAGAAACCUGGCAAAACUUCAAUCAACAGCAAAAGAAAUAGAAAACGAUUUUAACGUUGAAACAAAAAUAGUUCGUGUCGAUUUCACUCACGAUGAGUCGAUCUACGAGGAAAUCUCGUCAGAAAUUAAAGAUUUAGAUAUUGGCGUCCUUGUCAACAACAUGGGGAUUUCUUACGAACACCCUGAAUACUUUCUUCAAUUACCCGAUCUCUCCGCUACUAUCAUGAGAAUGAUCAGAGGCAACAUCAUGUCAGUGGUGAAAAUGACUGAAAUUGUGCUCCCAGGCAUGGCAGACAGAAAGAGAGGGAUCAUUCUCAACAUAACAUCAGCUGCAGCACUGAAACCAACACCUAUGCUUGCUCUCUACUCUGCUUCAAAAGAUUUCGUCAACCAUUUUUCAAAAUCUAUCGCCUAUGAAUACGAAGACCAAGGAAUAAAGAUCCAAAGUGUUAUGCCAUUCUACGUUACUACAAAAUUGUCCAAAAUCAGAGCAUCGAGUCUUCUUGUGCCGACUCCUGAAGUUUAUGCGAAGAGUAUGUUACGGGGUGCUGGAGUGACCAAAUUCACUCAUGGCUACUGGGCACAUGGACUUGAAGGCUGGAUAGUUCGUUUGCUUCCUAAUUGGGUCUAUGCCUACAUCAUGCUGCAGAAAGGGGAGGCGAUCAGACAGAAAGCGUACAAGAAGAAAGAAUGGCAGAAGAAGAAUAACAGCGGAGAAGUAAAGAAAGAACAAUAACUUUAAAUUCAUUUGUUAUAAUUUCAAGAUGAUUUGAUUUUUAGAUUUAUGUGAGAUGAUACUUCAAUUGAGCAAUUACGUUUAGUAAAAUAAAACAUUGUAAUCUGAAAUUAUACAACUUUGAUGCCAUGCUUUAAGAAAAAACCAAUCUAAGAAAACUACCAAUCUAGGAGUAUGGCAGAACAUAAGUGGGUACUCCCGUAUUAUGUGAACCAAGAUGGCAGACACCGGAAUGUAGUAUGUGUACCAGGUUAGAGUUGGGCCAUAAUUUCAGGUACAAAUACUACGGAAGUCACUUUGCUAGUCCCCGAACUCAUAAUAGAACUGAAAUAAGGAAAAUUGGAGUAAAAUUUUGGCCUAACCUGGUACACAUACUAUGUUCCAGUGUCCACCAUCUUCAAUUAUUUCGGGAGCGCCAAUAAGUGUACUGUUUAAAGGCUUACUAAUGUAAUAAUAAGUGAUUCAGUUUUCGAAACAGUUAACUAUAUUGAAUAUCAUCAUUUUUGAAUACCCGCUUGACUUUAGAUUAAUUGUAAAGUUUUGAUUAUUGCUUCAAUACAAUAAAUAAACCUAGAUUUUAAUUUAUGAAAAGUUAACUUGCCUUAUAUCGCAGUAUCCAGAUGAAUGGUUGGGUAAUACUUUAUUCUGAUGAAUAAAUAUAUAAUAUUAUUUUAUGAAAAGCAAUUUGCGCAUUUGUGUUUUAUAAUUGGUUUGUUACAGGUACUGAUUGGAAAUUGUCAAUAUAAACCAUAUCAAUGCUAUUCAUGAAUGUUUUCCAUAGUUCCGUAGCUUGCUAAUUACUUAUUCAAAUGUUGAUGCAACAUAGUGUUGAAAAAGUUGUCAUGGUGAUUAAUUUUUGGGGUUGGUAUUGCUUGAAUCCUUAAUUUUAUCCUUCAUACUUUAGCCUUUUAUAUAUUCCUAUGUCAUGUUCCUUUUAAAUAAUGCUUUAUACAGGAUGCUACUAAGAUUUGCAUAGCGGGCUUUUCUAAAAAGAUGUUAGUGGAUGAUAGUUGGAUAGUUGUUCCUUCCUUCAUGUGUAUUUAUUGAAUGAGAAAUCUGAAUUUUACCAGAAUGCUGUGUAGGUUUUCAGAUGAGAGUUCUUAAUUCAUGCAUUCAGAGUUUUUCAAUGCAGUAUUUCUUGACCUUAUCUUAUAGGGGUUAAAUUUUUCAUCUCCACAUACUGCAGUUGCGGAGUAUAGUAAAAUCUAAAUUGAAGGAAAUUCAGCUUAAAUAUUUCACGUUAUUUUUUGAAUCACCAAUUUUUGGUUAUGAGUAGGUGUUUGUAAUUUUAUUUUGUGCAUCCUUAUUCAUAAAAUGAAGUUUUAUGCUUGAUUUUUAUUUUAUAUUGCUCUAUUAAUCUUCAUGCUAUAAAUCUAUAUUAAUUAUACUUAUUGGUUAAUGUUCUGAACUAAAAACAGGGUGACCCCAAGAAACAGAACCAAAACAUUCCUCAAUAAUUUCUAUGAAAGGGAAGUAAAUUUGACACUUAAACUUCUGUCUGUGUGUGAUGGUAACCAACAGUUUUAAUCUAGGACUCUUUGCACAGAAGUUAUGUUCUCUCUAAAAAAACGAUUCUCCACCGGGGGCCAUUGCCCCCAACAGGGGCCACAGAUCAAUUGGAGAGGGGCCACAAUGCUAGGCGCAAAACUGAUUUUACAUUUCCUUUUACAAGAAAACUUCUAAGUUAGUUACGGUACUUAAUAAGGGUAUUUCACAGGGUGUUUUCACUAUUUUGUGCAUAAAUUGUUUGAACAUAAAGGGAUUCGGAAUCAACCAAUUAAAAUAAUGCUAUGAGUACCACUUGACUGAUAAACGGAGGGGCCAUGAGUGCUAAUAAAAGCCUCCGAAAGGGAGCCAUGAGCAAUAAAAGGUUGAGAAACACUGCUCUAGGAUAUGUUAAAAUUGACGUGGGUUCUGUCUUUUGCGGUCAUUUUAAUGGCGUUGGAUUGUUGAUAAAUUCUAUGCUUAAUGUUUUGAUGGAUGUCUUCUAAAUUUGCUGCUCAGUUUCUUAAUCAACAUGUGAAGCAGAUCUUUCCUAUGCUUAAUACUUGGUACUUGUUCUAUUUAGCUUCAGCCUUUGUUAAUUUG
Styela clava is the source of this 3109-nucleotide messenger RNA. NCBI's taxonomy places the organism in Eukaryota, Metazoa, Chordata, Ascidiacea, Stolidobranchia, Styelidae. The record is from RefSeq and is a predicted model, not a curated record.